AUGGAGUAUAUAUUUAAAAAAGAGCGUCGCACGUUUGGAGCACGUGUGCAUUUCGAAGAUAAGGAUGACGUGGUUUUUAGCGAGAACUCCAAUCCGGAGCUGGUCAAGAACUACAUACUGAAGAAUCCAGUGGAACAAUUUACACAAUAUGCGGGUCAGACUUCGCUGAGUGUGGCAAACACGGAACGUGCUACAUACAAGAGCACAGGGAUAACCCAUAAUGAAGGCGGCUGGCCAAAGGAUAUCAAUAUGCACGAUCCGGAGCAGACGGUGCGCUAUAAGCGUAAAAUUGAAAAGGACGAGAAUUACAUAACGCAAGUGAUGAAUCUAACAAAGCCCAUGGAACACUAUAUUCAUCAGAAUAAUGCUGUCAACAUUUAUGAGAAUUACUUUGAGAAUAUGGAUCCGGCGCCAUUACCGGAACCGUGCAAAUCGCGUACUGUGAACGUCUAUCGUGAUCCGAAUCCUAUAAAGGUGCCUGUAAAACAUCUAUCCUGGUCACCAGAUGGUGGCAUCAAAAUGGCCGUUAGCCACUGUGAUAUGAAGUUCCAGGGCGACAAAACCGGACAACGCUGCAAUUCGUAUAUUUGGGAAGUGGAGAAUCCCAACGAACCGUUCCUUACGCUGGAGCCAAAGGUGCCGUGCGUGUGCCUCGAGUAUAAUCAAAAAGAUCCGACUAGCCUGGUCAGUGGCAUGUACAAUGGUCAAGUGGCUGCCUGGGAUACGCGACACGGAAAGCAUCCGGUGAUGAUUAGCGAACGUGAAGUCUGCCAUCGGGAUCCCGUUAAUUCGGUGCUCUGGAAUAACUCAAAGAGCGGCACCGAAUUCUUCUCCGGUGGCUCCGAUGGUCAGGUGCUCUGGUGGGAUACGCGCAAGCUCAGCGAACCCCUCGAUCGGCUGCUUAUGGAUCCCGUCAAGAGUGAUGAACAGGAUCUAUCGCGCUCCUACGGCAUUUCGGUCUUGGAAUAUGAGACUACCAUUCCAACGAGGUUCAUGGCUGGCACUGAGAUGGGCAUGCUCUUCUCCUGCAACCGCAAAGGCAAAACGCCCACGGAGAAGAUACAAAUCCGGAUGAUGUGCCACUUGGGUCCCGUUUAUGCCAUCACACGGAAUCCGGCCUUUGUGAAGAACUUUCUAACCGUGGGCGAUUGGUGUGCCCGCAUCUGGUCGGAGGAUUGUCGAGAGAGUUCCAUUAUUUGGACUAAGAGCAGCUCCUCCAUGCUGACAGACGGCGCUUGGAGCUAUACCAAGGUUUCCCAGUUCUUUAUCACUCGCAUAGACGGCGUGCUGGACACGUGGGAUCUGCUGCAGCAGCAAAAUGAGCCGGUAUUGACCGUGAAGGUCUGUGAUGAGCCCCUCUACUGCGUCCGCACUAACGAGAAUGGAAAAUUCGUUAGCUGUGGCAGCAAACUGGGCGCCACAUUCCUUAUUGAGGUUUCCGACAACAUGAUCAUGUCAUCUAAGAAUGAUAAGCCGCUCCUGACUGCGAUGUUUGAGCGAGAGAAUCGACGUGAGAAAAUCUUGGAGGCAAAGUCUAGGGAGAGCAAGCUGAAGAUUAAAGCCAAUCAUGGCCAGGAACAAGCUGACAUGACCAUGUUGAAUGGCAAGGUUAACAUGGCACCAUUUGCCAGUGCCUGCGAACAGGCUGCCUCGGAAUAUUUUGCCGCCGUGGAACAGGAACGUCUACGAAGGCUGCCCGGAGGCAAGCGUAGAGGAUGUGGAGGAGGUUGAUGUGUCGGAAGCGGAAAGCUCAAAAUUAUAGAUUUGAAAUUGUUUAUUACGUUGUAUGCACUGUUAAAUUCUAAA
Molecule: messenger RNA, 1806 nt
Organism: Drosophila innubila
Lineage: Eukaryota; Metazoa; Arthropoda; Insecta; Diptera; Drosophilidae
Gene: Dnai2
Product: dynein intermediate chain 2, axonemal
Exons: 5
Coding region: 1-1731 (576 amino acids)
Biological process (GO): cilium movement; outer dynein arm assembly
Cellular component (GO): outer dynein arm
Molecular function (GO): dynein heavy chain binding; dynein light chain binding
Source: RefSeq, a predicted model, not a curated record